This is a messenger RNA of Bactrocera tryoni, 4731 nucleotides long. RefSeq names its product calcitonin gene-related peptide type 1 receptor (gene Dh31-R). Gene Ontology annotation, cellular component: plasma membrane. Gene Ontology annotation, molecular function: calcitonin receptor activity. NCBI's taxonomy places the organism in Eukaryota, Metazoa, Arthropoda, Insecta, Diptera, Tephritidae. Gene Ontology annotation, biological process: cell surface receptor signaling pathway; adenylate cyclase-modulating G protein-coupled receptor signaling pathway. The record is from RefSeq and is a predicted model, not a curated record. The transcript is spliced from 11 exons.
CCUAUACAUAUGUGGCCAUAUCUGUUCCCCUUUUGUUUCCCUGGCAACACUUUAUCUGUCCAGCCUACCCAUCCACCACCCAUCGAACAUGUUGCGACAUGUUAUUGCGCGUUGUAGUUGGAUACCGGUGAGCCGAACGAACAAAACACAACCAAAUUGCCGGCUGCCGACAAACACGAGCAUAUACAAAAGCGACGCCAGCAUUUAGCAAACUUACACAGAAAACGACGCUAAUCGCACACAUGAAUAUCAUGCUGUUGUCCAGGCAACGAAGCUGCGAACUUUGCUGCAACCCAAUCGGAAAAUUAUUGGUUAACAACCAAAUGUUGCACAACAUGUUGCUGGCAAGUGUAUUUAAAAGGAAGAGGAGGAAAUUUACGCAGACAAGCCGUAAAUUUAAGUGCACUAAAUGGAAAGGAAUGGCUGUUCAUAUUCAAUACUUAAAAAUUCAAACCCAAAAUAAACCCAAAGAUAUACAAAAUUUAAAUAAUUGAAAAGGCAGCUAGCUUUAUUUUAAAGCCGGAACCGCAAAGAAGAUAGAAAAUGAGUUAAUAAACGAAAUCCACCAGCUGAAAAUGGUGUAAAUACAAAAGUAAACUGGUGUAUAUACAGUGAAGAUAUCAGCGGAAGCGGAAACUGAGGUCAAGCGAAAGAUUGAAAGAGAUUUACCUUAUAAAUAAGUAAUGCUAAGAGUACUUAUACAUAUGUAUACAGGCACAUAAAUCACAAGGCAUGUAAGACAUCCCGCGCUGUACACUGCUUAAACCGUUAGAUGUGCAUACCCACCUUUUGAUAAGUAUUAGAGGCAAGCAAGUACUCUGAAAGAAUAUAUGUGUAUGUAUCUGCAUAGCCAUAGCCGCUGCUCCUUUGUCUCUAUUUAGUUGAAGCGGUGACCUUAACACUUGCCACACUAACCAAUGCUAAUGAAUCAGCGUCAAAAACAACAACGCGGAAAACAAUUGCACAAUCUGCACCCAAAAACCAACAACUCGCUGUAGCUCCAACAACGAAUAACUAAACAAAGGCUAGCGGUGUAACAACAAUGAAUGUAAUCGCCAAGGUCCAACAAUUCGCACAGACAUUAGCAGUAGUUGGCUUCACCAGCGUCACUGCAGCGGCCACUCAUGCGACGGCACACAAUCCAAGGACGGAUAAUUUACUAGCCGCAGCCGCAGCAGAAACAACUCGUUCCACUUUAACGCUAGCUGCCAGAAUGUUGGCUGGCUUACCGACAUCCGCCUCCGACAUUGCUGACUCAGCGAUAACGGAUAUGGCGGCGGUGGACAGCACGAGCAGCAAUGAAAGUGCUGAGGGUGAGGGUGUGGCUGAAGCAGAGCCGGAUGCGUUGGAUGUGUUGCGAGAUGAAUGUUAUAAACGCUUGAAUGAAACCGCGACACAGUUUACAGCAGGUGAAUCUUACUGCGCUGGCACAUUUGAUGGUUGGCUCUGUUGGCCGGAUACUGCCGCCGGCACUUCCGCCUAUGAGCGCUGCCCGGAAUUCAUAACCGGCUUCGAUCCGACAAGAUUUGCGCAUAAGGAAUGCGGAAACGACGGUGAGUGGUACAAGCAUCCGCUCACGAAUAAGACCUGGUCCAAUUACACGACCUGCAUUAAUUUCGAUGAUUUAGAGUGGAAGCACAGCAUUAAUCUCUUUUAUAAGACUGGUUAUGGCAUAUCCCUUAUAGCGAUACUCCUAUCUCUCGCUAUAUACACUUAUUUCAAAUCGCUGAAAUGUGCACGCAUAACACUUCACAUGAAUUUAUUCACAUCCUUCGCCGCGAACAAUUCACUCUGGCUGGUUUGGUACUUCGUCGUGAUACCCGAAACGGAGAUGCUGAAACGGAGUCCGCCACCCUGUAUUGCGCUGCACAUAAUACUCCACUACUUCCUGCUAACCAACUACUCGUGGAUGCUCUGCGAGGGCUUCUACUUGCACACGGUGCUGGUGUCCGCCUUCAUAUCGGAGAAGAAAUUGGUGAAAUGGCUGAUUGCCCUCGGCUGGGGCACGCCGGCAAUUGUUAUCUUCAUUUACGCUUUGGCGCGUGGCCUCGGCGGCUCCGGCGAUGAAGUCAAACACUGUUGGAUGCAUAGCACGAGCUUCGAGAAUAUUCUCGUUGUGCCCGUUUGUAUUUCCAUUUUUCUUAAUUUGCUAUUUCUAUGCAAUAUUGUGCGCGUCGUGCUGCUUAAGCUGAAGGCACCGGCGAGCAUACAAGGCAGCUGUGGACCCUCACGCACCGUCCUGCAAGCAUUCCGCGCAACACUUUUGCUUGUACCACUAUUGGGAUUGCAGUACAUCUUGACGCCAUUUCACCCGGAUGCAGGCCAUCCAUGGGAGCAGACAUACGAAGUAAUCUCAGCGUUUACGGCCUCAUUUCAGGGUCUCUUUGUUGCCACACUCUUCUGCUUCUUCAAUGGCGAAGUUAUUGCGCAGGUGAAGCGCCGCUGGCGUACGGCUUGGUUUAGCAACAGAGCGCGUGCAAAUUCCUACACAGCAACCCAGGUCUCGUUCGUGCGAUGUGGCCCGCCCUUGCCCGGCGAAGAGAAGGUAUGACUAAAGAGCUUGUCGUCGACGAAAUCGCGUCGCGCCUCCAGCGCCGUCACCGGACGCAGCGGCGGCGAUGCACCAAACGCUGCCGGCAGCAGUCAAGGCGCCACGCGCCUGCGCAGCAACAGCAGCGCACCCGCCACUCAAAAGUCGCCCGCGAAUGCCACAGCAACGCCCGGCCUGUUGGGCGGUCUGCGAAAGUUCCAAUUUCUGCGACGAAAAACCGUCGAUCAGCUGCGCAUACGGCAACCGCUAAUGGAGGAGGGCGGUUGUGCUGCCGAUGGCGGCGCGCAAACAUGCAACUGGAAUAGUCAUAGGAAAAAUGCGACCGAAAAUGUGACGGCGUUAGCAACUACAGCAGCGGCAACAGCAACAACGGAAGCAGCGAACAACAGCGCUCUAGCAGCAGGGACAACAACGAGUAAUUACUACAAUAAUAAUAGCAACAAUCGGCUUAGCAGCAGCGGCAGUUAUAGCAUCGAAGGCAGCAGCACGGAGGGCAGCAAUCGUGCCGGCGGCAUUUUGCUUGUCACCACCACAGCUGUGCACGCAAAUCCCAACACAUGCACCUACAACAAUAAUUUGCAUUUGGAUGGCAACAAAAUCGCCGACGAGGCAUUGUAAGCGCAUUAAAAUGCAGCCGAACGCGAUGUGACAUGUGUGGCAUGUGACUUGUUGUGGUUGGAGGUGGCUUGGCUCUAUGUAUGUAUGUAUGUAUGUAUAUGGUUUUAGUGUCAGCGUAGUUGUAAGUAAUUGUAGUUAACACGUGAUUAACUGGUACUACGAUAGUUGAUAUAUUUAUUGCCAUUUUCCACUUUGUGUGUGCGUGUGUCUGUGUGCGUCGACAAUGUCAUUUAGUAGUAGGUGGCAAACAGGCUAUGCUAACAACUACAUAUGUAUGCUUAUUUGUUUAGUUAAGUGCGAAUUAUGUUUUGUAAUUUCGGUUAUAAGUUGAAAAUGUGAGAGUACAGAGUAGUUGUAAAUUAACACUAAGCUUUUUAAUGCUUUAUAGUGCAAUAUUAUUGAAUAGAUUAUUUUUAGAAUUUUAUCCAUUUCUAUGUUAGACUUAUUGUAUAAGAGCAUUGUCCAAAUAACAGUUGUUCGUAGCACUAUACAGUAGCUGAGAAAGAUAGAUUUUGAUUUAUGUAUGUAUAUCAGAAGUAAUCAUAUGACGAAUUGUUAGAAUAAUGUUUAUUUGUCCGAAGCAACUUUUCACGUUAUGGCAUUUUUGGAAGUCACUGAAAGGUCGCUCAAAUCAGAGCACAUUCACAACCACAUCUCAUAUGAGAAUAUUUGAAUUGCAAAUAAUUGUUGUUGAGGUAUUAGUGCCAUCCUUGUAAUAUGCUCUGACUAACCUGAUGGAACUUGAGACCGAUUGAUUGUUCCUGAAGUAGAAUUACCUAUUGCGUGGAGUUUUCUUAGAUCCCUCUUAGUACAGUCAUAUUGCGUGGAUAGCGACGAGUUGCAGUACCUAAUUAUAUCCUCAUUAUCUCGAGUGGGGGAGAACUAUUUCACACACUUGUUCCACCCAACAUACUGGUUCCUUAAAACGGCUGACGAUCAUUAAUCAGCAUAUUCGAUGUUAUAACCUUAGCUCGUACAAUUAUCCGACAAUCUAACAUAUUGGAGGUGACCCAGGUCUUCCUUUCACUAUUUUCGAAAAUACUACAAAACCACCGCUAUCCGAUUGCAGUCCUCUUGAGAUAUAGCACCUCUGAACUUUGAAUUAAUAAAGUUUUUAAACAAAACAGGGUGCACUUACCAUCCGGACAGUUUGAGCCAUAUAAUAAUCAUAAAACGUCUUUCACACUAUCUCAUAUUCCGCUAGAGGUGUAUAAUUUAUUCGCUAAUAAAGUUGCGUAAAAAUUUCAUAUUACCAAGAAGUGCAAGACCGUUUUCCAAAACUCUUUGUUUUCCAAACAAAUGUAAAUGUUAAUUUGCACUACAAAAAUAGAUCUUCAGACAUUAAGAAAACCAGGUUAAUCAGCCACAUAUACCAUUCAAAAAAAAGUACACGAAAAUUGUAAAUAAAACGCAAAAUACAAUAUUUAUUUUGUCGCCUUCAAAGUAAUUCCCACCAGAUAUAAUACACUUAUGAUAACGAUUUUACCAGUCCUCGAAACACAUUUUUAAGCAAUUUUUUAGCGAAUUUUUUUUAUCUCUUCGAUCAACUGAAAACGCAUUCU